GACCUACCGCGACCGCGGCCCACUUACCAACCCCAUCACCUGCGAACGCAUCGACGCCGCCUGCCACUUUGCGCCAACUUCAAUAACUCUUGACACACGCAUCGCGCAUUUGUAGAAGGAAGUGGGCAUUGACAUUAGAGUGCCCGCGCCUAUGCAAGAUGCCGCCACGAGUAGGACUCCGUUCCCGCCGGGAGCCUGACGCUCAACCGCAGUCUGAUGCCGACUCGAUAGCCACACCCUCGCGAAAGCGCAGACGCCUCAACGGCAACGAACCUACAGCCGCGGCCGCCGAGCCUCCACGCACACGUAUCACCGAGUCUGUUGCGAGUAACGAUAGUAAUACUACGCUCCCAAACGCAGACGACGAAGAUCCCGUUGAAAGGCAAAACCGAAUUAUUGCCGCCCUCGGUAUCCCUUCGAACUACACGCCAAAUGCGGCUAUCGACUAUGCAAACGACCUACAAGCCCGCAAGAACGAGGGGCAUAAUAUUGCCGCCUUCGCGAAGAUAGCAGCUCGCGACUGGUGCUUCUUCGUUCAGGAGACUCGAAUUCUUAUUGGGCGUGCAGACUCGACAAUCCGUCCUCAGCCGCUCAGCUCGCAGGCAGACAUUCCUGGACACCCUCAGAGCGAAGCCCAGUCAGUCUCGAACUGGGGAGUGCACAUUGACUUGGGUCCUGAACGCCAGGUUUCGCGUGUACACGCCGAAAUCUAUUUCGACUCGGCAGACCAGAACUGGUACAUCGUUGUGAACAGCCGGAACGGUCUGAAGCUGGACGAUGUGCAUGUGACAAAGGGCCAAGUGGAGUUGCUGCAUUCGGGUAUCUGCAUCAGUAUUAUGGGCACUCAGAUGCUGUUCCUUCUUGCAAGCCAGGAGGACCACUUCCAUCCAAUGCUUCUGCGACAGGCGAACGGAGAAGAGGCUGGAGAAUCUGAUAACGACGGCAACCCACCUCCCAGAUCGCAUCACAACAUACCUCCCAGCGGACCUACACCGAAACGCGAGCAGUACGAUCCGUUCCCACCAUCUUCACAUCCAAGGAAUCGCGAAAACAAACACCAGUCAUCACAAGCCUACUACAACCAGAUGACUUCCACUCCAGGUCGCCCACCGCCAGGUACACCUUUGACCUUUCAGCCAGGUACUGGUCCACACAGCAAAGGUUCCCCUGCUACCUUUUCCCGCGGCGUCAUGAUCGACUCUACCGAUGAAGUUGAUUACAGCCAUGACCAGGCCAAGGACAUCAAGCCACCGUACAGUUAUGCGCAGCUGAUUGGCCAAGCCAUCCUCAGCAACGAUGAGGAGAUGCUGACGUUGGCGAACAUUUACGACUACAUCAAGUCGAGGUACGCUUUCUUCCGAUUCACCAACGGCGGCUGGCAAAACAGUAUCCGUCACAAUCUGUCUCUCAAUAAGUCAUUCGAGAAAGUUGCACGCCGAACAGAUGAGCCUGGCAAGGGCAUGAAGUGGAAGAUUGCCGAUUCAGAACGCGAGGAGUUCAUCAGGAAGCAAUUGCUCAACCCUCGCAAGGGUGGUGGGAUAGCCAUUGGAUUCCGACCUGAUGGCUCCGGGCCUAGUUCGCCCGCGCUUGGUAACCCAUCUCAAGCUACGGAGCGUCUAGUCGGUGCACUCGACCGCGAUCCCAGGCACCAAGGCGCUCGCAUGAAGUCUCCACCUCGCUCUGCAACACCGCCUCUUUCUUCGGUCCCUGCGCCCAACGAGUCAUUUACCCCUGAUCGUGGCUCCCGCCCUUUCAGUGUACUGAAGCAGUCACCCAACAUACGGGAGAUAAACCACUUCGUCACACCUGCUAAGCGCCUUGUCUACAGUGGUAAUGAUGGUCGUCAUCCCCCAUACAUCAAGACUGAAGAGCCUAGGUCGCAUCUCGAGUCAUCACCGGGUGUCGAUCCUGUCAAGCCAAUGGUCCAAGGACUUGGUCUAACUGGUCUCAAAAGCGAAGCAGCAAACUCACCUCCCACUCUCUAUUCCGACGCAGCCACGAGCAACAUUCAAGGCAAUCACGACGCAAGUCGGAUGAACAAUGCCCUUGUCACACCGCUAGUGACUCGUCAUGCACCCCACCUUGCACCUCCUAGCACCGCCCAAAUGCCCAGCCAGUACAUGAAUUUCUCCAGUCCAGCACCGUUCUGGAAGUUUGUCGAUCUUCCUAGCACACCCGCGAAGUUCCCCAUCGACCUCAGUCCGACCAAGAUGCACCACGACGAAAAGGACAACGAAGAAGAGCUUGCCCAGCCCAGUUCGCCUCCGAUGCUACCUGACGAAGAUCGCAGCGCCGAGCCUGAGGAUCAAGAUGCGUCCGACGAUAAGCCUGGUGACGAUGAGGAUGUUGGGCCUGAGAGCCCCAGUCGCACUGUGAGCAGGCCGGUCAGUCGCCGCGAUAUUGGCGGAAGCCAGCGGAGCAGAAGCAAUUCGAACGUCAACGUUCUCGGGCCUAGUGGUCUGGGUGGCAUGGUCAGGGGUGCGAGUCUGACAAGCUUUGAGGAGCAGGAUGAGCCGGAGGAGGAGAGCUAUGAUCUGUCUAAGGGCUUCCAGAAGAUUGGUUCGUUCCACCAUAGCAUGGCUCAAGCUCAUGGUGUCGUCGGUCGCUCUGCUAUCUAGGAAAGCUCCGGCGGAAGACAUGUAUAUUCCAUCGAAUAGUCUCAUUGGAAAGGUGAAAAAGACUGCGUGGUUGGACAUUGUCGAUCAUGCAAUCGGAGCUCAAGGGGCUUGAGAGGU
Messenger RNA from Macroventuria anomochaeta, 2735 nucleotides. Its product is annotated as fork head transcription factor 1. Gene Ontology annotation, biological process: regulation of transcription by RNA polymerase II. The transcript is spliced from 4 exons. Lineage: Eukaryota; Fungi; Ascomycota; Dothideomycetes; Pleosporales; Didymellaceae. The coding region runs from base 159 to 2618 and encodes 819 amino acids. Gene Ontology annotation, molecular function: protein binding; DNA-binding transcription factor activity, RNA polymerase II-specific; RNA polymerase II cis-regulatory region sequence-specific DNA binding. The record is from RefSeq and is a predicted model, not a curated record.